AUGCUGUACCUGACGAAGGUGAUCAGCAACGCCUGCCUGGCGAUCCUGAACUGCGGGCUGUGCCUGUCGGCGACGAACCUGGCGCGGAUGAUGCUGCUGAGGGACUUCAAGAUCUGCCCGGAGGAGCACAUGAAGUGCGACAAGGAGAAGUGGUACUUCGCAACGUUCUACUUCACUCUGUAUAUGAGCGCCUUCUUCGGGUGUCUCAUCUCGCUGUACUUUAAAAGCACCAACAGGAGAAAGGGACUCAUGGGGAUUCACUAUCUAUACAUUAUUGGAAGCCUUUUGACGAUUUACAGUUCCCCCCACAUAAUCAUUUUUUUAUUUUCCCAAGCGUUUUUCGGGCUAGCUAUUGGAGGUUCCGUAGUGACUGCAUCUUGUUACAUCUUAGAAUACGCACCUAAGGAGCACCAGAAAUUCUAUGGGUUCUACAUUCAAAUUUUUUUCGCUCUAGGGUUAUUGAUUAGUUACAUUUUCGGAGCCAUGUACGCGAAUAUGCGUUUCUCCAAUCCGAAGACGACUUACUGGGUGUUGACUGUGCUGUAUAAGCUUCACCUGGCCUUGCCCCUCCUCUUCAGCGUGGUGUCUUUGCUUUUAUUUUCCCUCGUAUUCACCCUGGACACCCCCCUACAUCUGUACGAAUCUAAAAAGUUCAAAAAAUUCGACAAGUUGAAGAGCAAAAUGAAGAUGGAUCAGUUUGACGAGAAGGAAGAGUACCACAAGAAUGAGAGGACAAAAGAAGUGAGCUUACUAGGAAAGGACUUAACAGUAGUGGAUUUAUUUCAAAACGAGGUUUUACGGAAGACCUCCUUUGUGGGUAUGCUGCUCUGUUUUUUAUACUCUCUUAAUGGGUCCUUUUUAUUCUUCAACGCCAUAUUUUUAUUUUUUAAGGCCUUUCCCACUACCAUGGCUAAUACCUUUGUGUCCGUCGGCUUCGUUCUGCUUUACCUAAUAAGCUCCAUCGUGUGCACCAAGUUAAUUCAGGCGUAUAAGAAGAAGGACCUUUUAAUUACUGGGCUGGUUAUACAAGCCAUUUCAGCCGCAUGUCUAGUUGGCUCCUACUUCCUGGAAUUUACAUCCCUCCUACAUAAGGUGAUGCUAAUCGUUGCCAUUGCUUCCUAUUUCGUUGGCUUGUCUCUAGGGUUUGGGCACAUGAUUUGGACUCAUGUGUUUAAUUUAUUUCCCAAGGAGUGUAAAGUGGUGGGUGCCUUCUUCUCCUACUACUCCCUUUUCCUGGGUGCCUUCCUCAUUUCUGUGCUGCUCGAGUUUAUAAGCGCCAAGUACUACUCCUACCUCUUCAUCCUCUGCCUGGUCUCCCUCUCCGUCUCCAUCGUCUCCUUCAACAAGUGCUACAAGGACGAGCGCGUCGCCAUCGCCCGGCACCCCUCCGUGGACGACUAG
Molecule: messenger RNA, 1401 nt
Organism: Plasmodium vivax (malaria parasite P. vivax)
Lineage: Eukaryota; Apicomplexa; Aconoidasida; Haemosporida; Plasmodiidae
Product: sugar transporter, putative
Exons: 1
Coding region: 1-1401 (466 amino acids)
Biological process (GO): monosaccharide transmembrane transport
Cellular component (GO): membrane
Molecular function (GO): hexose transmembrane transporter activity
Source: RefSeq, a predicted model, not a curated record